AUGCCAAAAGGCACUGGAAGGUUUGAAGUGACAGAAAGUGGCAGUGCAGUUGCAAGCGGAAUAAUUCGCGCUGUAAAAAAUCCCGUACAAGAAAAAAUACCAGUUGCACUUUUAUCAGAAAAUGACGACGAGGAAGAAAUAAUGACUACGAAGGACAUUUAUAAAGAACUAAGACUACGCGGCUAUCAAUACAGUAAUUCAUUUUGCUCCUUAAAGAGUUCCUCAAUCUCAGGAAAAAAAGGACACAUUACUUGGACAGAUAAUUGGGUAACAUUUCUUGAUAAUAUGUUGCAAAUGAUGAUUCUGAGACUGGACACGAGGAAUUUGUACGUACCUAUGAGAAUACAGAAGAUAGUAAUCGAUACUAAGUUUCACCAACAAGAACUCAAAAAGUUAGGUUCCGAAGAUGGACAGUUAUCAGUAUAUGUGUACAAAGAAUGGGAGACCAUCAUCUCAGGUGGAGUCGAAAUUCGUGGUGUAGGAGCAAUAGAUAUAUCCCGCCAACCAUCAACCGGUAAUUCAGUUCUCGAAGAAUACAAGUUUGUCGCAUAUCGUGAUGAUGCGCAAGUUUCUCUCCAAGAAGCUAUCAGAUUAUCCACGCACAUUGCACUUGAAUAUCAUCAAGCUAUUCAUGUGAAGACUAUCGAACUGAUUGAUAGCUCUGACAAUGUGAUAGCAAAAGACUUAACAUCUCCUAUAAUUGCCGAAAUUCUGAGUGAUUUACCUUUGAUUCAGGCAAAUGUGAUUCUAACGGCAUCAUCCAAUCAAUUCAACGAUGCAUUACCUCCAAACGUGAACUUUAUAAAUAUGGAAGACCUAUCCACUGAAGAGAACGCUAUCCUCGUCGUUGGUAUCGGGCUUCUAACAAAAAGUAAAAAUAUUCAGCUAGAACAAAUUUUAUCAAAAUUAAAGAAUGGAGGUUUUGUGUUGACGCGAGAGAAAUCAUUCAAACUUGAGAAUCCUUCGGUACUUUCGAAAUACGGAUUAGAUAUAAUAUUAGAAAAAAGUACUAUGAAAGAGAGUAUUAUACUACUGAAGAAAAAAGACAAAGUGAUUAAAAAAACGGAAAUUAUCUAUGUUAACAAUACUGAAUUCACUUGGCUCGAAAAGCUGAAUUUGAUCAUGAAAACGGAAAAUGAAACAAAUAAUAGAAUACUACUUGUCAGCGAAGGAGAUUUUGAAAGUGGUUUGCUGGGAUUUGUAAAUUGUUUGAGAAAGGAAUUAGGUGGAGAAAUAAUCAGAAGCGUAUUAAUACAAGACAUCAAUGCUCCUAAAUUUUCUCUUCAAAAUUCUUUUUAUUCUAAACAGCUUCAACUAGAUUUGCCGAUGAAUGUUUUGCGUCCGGGAAAAGUAUGGGGGUCCUAUAGACAUCAACCGCUGUCAUUAAGUUUAAAAUCGAAACCUGUUUCUCACGCUUUUGUUAAUCAAAUGGUACGCGGUGACUUAAACACGCUUCGUUGGAUUGAAGGUCCUAUACAUCCUGACAAUCAUAAAGAUCUAGUCUACGUAGUAUAUUCGCCCAUCACUUUCAGAGAUGUUAUGUUUGCUACGGGAAAACUUGUUAUGGAUACAAGUUUCAUGCGUACUCGAUUUAACGAAUGCUCGGUUGGAAUGGAAUAUGUUGGCAUUGAUACUGCUGGCCAGCGUGUCAUGGGACUUUAUGAAACUAGAGCAAUAACAAAUCUCAUAAUACCUGAUAGAAGCCUAUGCUGGAAUGUGCCAGAUAAUUGGUCGCUGGAAGAUGCAGCCACUGUGCCGUGUGCGUACGUCAUGUGUUAUUACGCAUUAUACGUAAGCGGAGAAAUGAAGAAGGGUGACAAAGUACUUAUUCAUUCUGGUACUGGCGGUAUCGGUCAAGCAGCAAUUCAUCUUGCUCUUCACAAAGGUUGCGAAGUAUUUACUACUGUGGGUACACCUGAGAAACGCAAGUUUAUUCGAGAAAUGUUUCCAUCAAUUCCGGAUGAUCAUAUUGGCAGUUCGCGCAACACACAUUUCGAGCAAAUGAUACUUCAACUAACAAACGGCAACGGUGUGGAUAUUGUUCUAAACUCGUUGGCUGAAGAUAAACUUCAAGCGUCGGUACGAUGUCUGGGAUAUGGCGGUCGUUUCUUACAGAUCGGCAAGUUCGAUAUAAUUGCGGAUAAUUCCUUGGGUAUGAUGGUCUUUUUAAAGGAGGUCAGUUUCCAUGGAAUUAUGUUGGAUAAUCUAUUUUCAAAUACUGAGAAAGAAAAAUUGCGUUUGCGUGACAUGGUGAAUGAAGGUCUUAAGAAUGGUGCUAUUAAGCCACUUUUUAGAAAAAUAUUUGAAAAAGACGAUGUGGGAGCUGCCUUCAAAUAUAUGAUGGAUGGAAAGCACAUAGGCAAGGUGAUCUUAAAAGUUUGUAAUGAGAAGGAAGCUAAAAAGAUAUCUAUUUGCGCUGAACCUCGAUAUUAUUGUGACAGUAAGAAAAGCUAUCUUAUUCUUGGUGGUCUAGGUGGCUUUGGAUUAGAAUUAGCUGACUGGUUAAUACUCCGAGGUGCUAGAAAUUUAGUUUUGACAUCACGAACGGGAGUAAAGACUGGUUACCAACGUAUGCGAGUCGACCGGUGGAAAUCGUACGGUGUAAACAUAUUAAUCAUCACUGGUGCUGACACAUCAAAUCAUAAGGAUUGCGAAUUCAUAUUAAGAUCCGCAGAGAAACAGGGUCCGGUAGACGCUAUUUUUAAUCUUGCCGUAGUAUUAAAGGAUAGUAUAUGUAUGAAUCAGACGGCAAAAUCAUUCGAAGAAUCUUUUAAAGCAAAAGCUUGGUCUACAAAAGCUUUAGAUGAGUUAUCCAGAAAAUUGUGUCCACAACUUCGACAGUUCGUAGUAUUCUCAUCAAUCUCUUGUGGAAGAGGUAAUGCCGGGCAAACAAAUUAUUGUAUGGCAAACUCCAUAAUGGAGAGAAUAUGUGAACGGAGAGCAGCAGAAGGUCUGCCAGCACUGGCUAUUCAAUGGGGCGCUAUUGGCGAUGUUGGUCUCAGUGCCGACUGGCAGUAUAAUAAAGAACACGAUAAUGGAACUCAGAAGCAGGAAAUAUCCUCUUGUCUUGAGAAUAUGGAAAGCUUCUUAAUGCAGAAUCGCCCAGUAGUAGCUAGCAUGGUAGUUGCCGAAAAGCACCUAGUAGCUCAUAAUACUACUACUAUUACAGAAAUUGUAGCAAAUAUACUAGGUUUAAAGGAUAUUACGGCUGAGGUUCAAAAAACACCAUUAAGUGAAUUCGGAAUGAACUCAAUGAUGGCCGUAAAGAUCAAGCAAACGUUGGAACGAGAAUUUGACAUCUUUCUCACUGCUCAAGACAUCCACAAAUUAAACUUUGCUAAAUUGACAACAAUGUGCGGUAAUAAAUAUAUAGAACAAGAGAAAACACAAAUCGAGCAGAAAACAAUUGAUAUACCCGGUAUACAACUGCUGAUCCAAACAAUAGAUGAUAAGGACAUGAUUUCUGAAAUUUGUAUAGAUCUUUCUACCAGAAAAGAUCCGCGUAGGAUCAAUGCAUUUAUUCUACCGGGUAUAAAAAGUUGUAUAACAAUAUUUAAAUCAUUAGCGUCAAAGAUCAAACCUACAUCAACUAUCUUGCAGUAUGGAACAAAUAAUAUCGGUCUCACUCAUACAUCUAUACCAGAAUAUGCUGAUUUUCUUUUACCAUAUAUUUUACCAACAGUGGAAAAGCAAAGAAGUUUUGUCUUAGUUGGAUAUUCGUUUGGUUCGUUACUUGUCAUCGAAUUAGCAAGACGAUUAGAAAAACACGGCUUAACUGGUAGAUUAAUACUUAUUGAUGGCACUCCAGAUUUAAUAAAAGCAAUGAUAGAACAAUAUUUACCAUUUUCCACGCAAGAAGAACUUCAAAACAAUGUUUUAUUAAGCAUAAUGAAUACUUUACAACCAAAUUUUACUGCAAAGUUACGUUCAGAUCUUAACAAGUGCACAACUUGGGAUGAAAAGUUAAACAGUUUUGUUUCCUAUUGCACGUCCGAUAAUAUAUCGCUUUCUGCAGAAAAUCAGAAGGCGUUAUGCACAACCUUUUAUAGAGACGUUCUCGCUCUUCAAAAAUAUGAUAUAUCGUCUUUGUCACAAAUACGUACACCUGUGACACUUUUGAAAUCUUCAUUACAUGUUGUUAGUACACCUACUGAAGAUUUUGGUUUGCGCAAGAUUACGCUGGAUAAAGUCGAAAUACAUUACGUCGAAGGUAAUCAUAUCACAAUAUUACAGAGCGACAAAGUAAUAACUGCAAUUAAUGGAGAACCGUUAAAAGAUCCAAAAGAAUUUAGAAAACUGUUAUCAGAAGAUCGAUCACUCCAAUAUAGAGAGAGCGAGCAAACAAGAAAAUAAAUUAUAGCAUAAAAACUCAUUUAUGCUAACAUAAAAAUUCACUUAUAAUAAAAGAAUAUAAAGUUAAUUACACGUGCAAUACAAACGUGUAACACAAACAAAAAAAUUAUUUUUUUCAUAUACUUAUGGGGUUUUAUAUGUUAAGUAAUAAAUACACAAUAUAAAUGUGAUUUAGGGAACACAACUUAUAUAUUUGCAAAAAAACAUAAAAGAAGAAGCAGAACAAAACCGAUACAGCAUGUAAGAGAGUUUUAUAUAAUUUUUAAUGUUUAUUUUAAUAUAUAUGCAUGUAUGUGUGUGCGUGUCUCAUCUUAAAUUUUGACAAAAAUAUAAAAAUAUUAAAUUUUGUUCAACAAAUGUUGAGUUAUUUUGAACUAGUUCUUUUAGCUCUCAUACAAAUUAUGAUGAAACUAACGUAAACACUAACAUUCCAUUAUUAUCUAAACUUUUAGAAAGAGAAAAAGAAAGCACAAUAUUUCUAAAUUAUAGUAAUAAUAAAAAAAUUUUAGUACCAAAAAGUUUUUCUCUUAUAUAAAAUGAUCCGGUAUUGUCUGUUUCAUGGUUAUCUAAUAUAAGAAUUAAUAUUAACAAAAGGAAAGAUUGAAAAGAAAUACUUGUUUUGUGAAAAUAUUGUGUGGUAAUAUAUAACACUACCAGAACUUACAAAUUUUUAUGUAUUCUUUGUUGUCCAUGUUUACUUGUUCUUAGUCCAAAAUUCUAUUGCUAUUUUUUAACCAUAAAACAAAAGUUUGAUUUGUUAAGAUUUGUUAUUAAGUUUGAUUUGUUAUUAACUGAUAAUUCUAGAGAACUCUGCGACCUAGCAAAAUCCUAGCCUUAUAUGAUGUCUUAUCAAAAGGAAUUAAAUAUUUUGUCAUGUUCUAGCAUACUUUACGAUUUCUUUCUUUAUUUGCAACAUUGCUUGUGAAUUCUUUGAAAACAUUUAAACUGUUAAAAUGAUAAAACCGUUGAAACCGAUUUUGAGAUAGAAAAUUUAUAAGAUUAGAAAGAAAUCAUAAAUUAAAUAAUCUAAUCUUUAACCUUAUCCUGUAAAUAAAAAUUAUAAAUUAAAACUUUCAUCACCAAAUAGAGUUUACUCAGUAGAAUCGCGCAUUUAUGGAAUAUUGUUUAGGAUUAAACUAUGAAAUCUUCUUAUCUCAUUUAGAAUAAUGCAAAACGGAUACACAAAGACAAAACAGUACUAGUCUUUGAUAAUAAUUAUAACUUUAACUUUUUGGCUACAGCUGAACUAGCUGUGGGGCUGUACUACUAUACGGAGUAUAGUUGCGGAGUAUAGCAGUUCUGUUGCAAAAUGUGAACUAACGAUAUUAGUAAAAAUUGUAAAAACAUGCAAAACAUUCCCGUAUUGUAAUGGGUGUGUUUAGCCGAAGUUAGCGCUACGUAGCGGCUUCAUGUAGCAGUUGCAAUUGCUGCGUUACUUCUGCUG
This is a messenger RNA of Pseudomyrmex gracilis, 5797 nucleotides long. RefSeq names its product fatty acid synthase-like. Bases 1 to 4353 code for a protein of 1450 amino acids. The record is from RefSeq and is a predicted model, not a curated record. Gene Ontology annotation, biological process: fatty acid biosynthetic process. The transcript is spliced from 10 exons. Lineage: Eukaryota; Metazoa; Arthropoda; Insecta; Hymenoptera; Formicidae. Gene Ontology annotation, molecular function: oxidoreductase activity; fatty acid synthase activity; phosphopantetheine binding.